GCGCUCUCUCAGCAGAGCAUUUUAACCAGAGUAACGGUCGCUCUCCACAAACUCAUUUACUGGAUUUGAUUAAACACGUUUAUAUCAACUUUUUUGUAGGAAUAGACCUGGAAGAGUGAAGUACUUGUUUUAUUGUUCAGCUGGGACCCACAGCAGGGAUUCAGUACAAGACAGUAAUAAAUGAUGUCUCCUGAAUUAAUCAGGAUAAUUCCCUGUAUUGGAUCUAGCUUUGGAUUCCAUCCCAUUUCUGCUGUCACAUCUCUCGCCUACAUUGUAUCCUGACCUGUUCAGAGACGGUGAAGGUAAGCAGCGCUGGAAUCAUGUCAGAGAUCGGACACGUUAGAGACACACGGGUCACCAGCAGUGGCUCAGACCAGGAUGAGAAGCAGCCGAAGCCGCAGCCAAGGAAAAGUGUGAAGAAGAAGAAUGCAGGAUGGGGACAAAUUUCUAUGCUGGACAAAAUAGAGGACUUUUUUCAGAUCUGUGACAGCGAGGGAAAAGGCUUCAUCACACGCACUGAUAUGAGGAGACUACACAAAGAAUUGCCACUCACUGCUGAGGAACUUGAGAAUGCUUUUGACUCGCUUGACCUUGACAAAAAUGGAUACCUGACGCUGGGAGAGUUUUCCUCUGGAUUCAGUAACUUUCUUCAUGGACAGAGAGUCUCCAAGAUGGAGGAACUAAUGAAUGCACCUUCUCAGAGCUCAGGAGAGGAAGAGCCGUCAGGGAACGAGGAUGAUGAAGAGAGACAUUUCAGCAUGUUGAUGGAGAGCUUGGGUGCUAGCAAUGUGUUUGAGGACCCGAGUGAGGUCCGCAGCCUGUGGGCUCAGCUCAGGAAAGAUGAGCCUCACCUCUUGUCCAACUUUGAAGAGUUUCUGGCCCGUGUCACAUAUCAAAUCAAAGAGGCACAACAAGAGAGGAAGGAGAUGGAGAGCGCCCUCAGAAGGAAAGCAGCCACACAUGACACUGAAAUCCGCAGAUUGUAUGAAGAAAUGGAGCAACAGAUCAUUAAUGAAAAAGAUCAAGCAAUUCUGAAGGACUCUGAAAAUCUGCAGUUGCGCAGUCAGGACCUACAGCAGCGGCUCCGCGGUAAAGAACAGGAGUUAGAGCAGCUUUUCCAAAAACAGAGGAGGUUAGAACGACAAUGCCGUGACCUUCAUAGCGAACAGCAGGAGAGUCGACUGGAGAAUGUUAAACUAAAAAUGACCAAUGAGGAGCUGUCUCGUGAACUUGAGCACACCUGCCAAGAGCUGGUGUUGGCUCAGGAGCAGCUGGGCAUUCUGCAGGAGCAGGCCUCUCGACUACAACAGGAGAGAGAGAUGGAGAUGUACAGAAUCACUGAAGGCUUGCAGAGAGAAAAACAGAGCUUGAUGAAACAGUUAGAUCUACUCAGAGAAAUGAAUAAACAUCUUCGAGAUGAGCGAGACAUUAGCUUUCUGAAACGCAGCAAUUCAAUGAAGAAAUCCUCACGCAAGCACAGACUGAGCACAGCUUCAAUAAAAUACACUGACAGGAAACCAUCUGUCAAAAAAGAAGUUGAUAAGGAGGAAGUGACUCAGCGCUCUAACAGGAAGACCACCUCUUUAGCAAACGGCUCACCCUUCACCACAGGGGAUGAUGAGAAGCAGAAGGUGGCUGGGGACUCAGAAGGUGUAAAUGUCGGGGUGGAUGUGGAGGAUGCGCCACCGGAUGGUUGGCCUCUGCGCAGAGUCAUAUCCAUCGAGGAGGACCACCUCCCCCACCUGUUGCAAGGAGACCCUCACCUUCUUCUGCAUCAACUAAGUGAGGAAGAAGAAGAACGAGCUGGAGAGGAAGAAGGUCAGGGGGAUCUGGAGACGAGCUCCCUCUACCCAUCCAAUGCAUCUCUGGCCUCUGCUGACUCUCCACCACCGGUCAGGGUGAAGAAGCCAUCUAAGAAGAAAUGGAUCAGAGGAAACAUUCCCUCAUCUGCACGGGGUCAACCUGUCGGAAAGGAGACUCAGCAGGGUCCUGCAGAAGGUGCUGCUGCAUCCCCUCAACGUCUCUUUAAAGUCAUUCUGGUGGGAAAUUCCAGUGUUGGCAAAACCGCACUGCUGCGACGCUUCUGUGAUGGACAGUUUCAUUCGGCCACCUCAGCCACCGUGGGCAUUGACUAUAGUGUGCGGACACUGAAUUUGGGGGACAGUCACGUUGCUCUUCAGUUAUGGGACACUGCAGGCCAAGAAAGGUAUCGCAGCAUUACCAAGCAGUUUUUCCGUAAGGCGGAUGGUGUGGUGGUCAUCUACGACAUCACAAUGGAGGACAGUUUCAGAUCAGUCCGUCCCUGGCUGACUAGCAUUCAGGAGGCUGUAGGCGACCCUAUCCCUGUCAUGCUCCUUGGCAACAAAUCAGACAAGGAGAAUGAGAGGGAAGUGCAGACAAAGGAGGCUGAUAUGCUAGCAGAGGAAACAAACCUGAUGUUCUAUGAGUGCAGUGCUUAUACUGGAGCUAACGUGCUGGAGGCUAUGAUACAUCUGGCCAGAGUCCUGAGGGAACAGGAAGACAGAGUAUGGGUGAAUACGGUCAGACUGGUGGAUCAACCAAUGAAGAAGAAAGCCUGCUGCAAGUGACCACACACAUAUAUACACACACACUCAUGGGUGAAAUCACUCUGUGCUUUGUAUCACCAUCAAACAACCUUAAACUCAAUGUAUAUAAUUUAAUGUUGGCUAAAAGAGGGCAAUUCACUUUACCUGAAUCAAAAAUGUAAUGAUAGUGUAAAGUGUAGAAAGGUUUUCAUGCCUGUUGCAUACAUCUGUGCUCAACUUAUGUGUGUUGUAGUCUCAGGACAGUUUGUCACACCUCUUUUAAAAUGAUAUUUGUACAUAUUCUAUUUGUUAACAAUACCAAUUGUCAAUCACAAUACCCAUUAUUUUUAUGGGGAAAAUGUGUUCAGUUAAGCUGCAUGUGAUGCAUGUGGUUCACAUACAACCAGGUGAGUGAGAACGAAGUCAUUUAGGACAAAAUGUGAUUGUUUGUUACUUCCCAUUUAUUUAGCAUUUCAAUAGCCUCAUUCAACCCACCUGAAGUCUUACUAGCAUCAUGAAACCUAGAAUUCAAAAUGCCCAGUAAAACCUCUAUACUAGAACAAGAAGUGUUUUCAGUUACCAUUUGAAGAGACAGUUCAGUUGAUGACAACUUCAAUAAGCACUAAAAUCUUCAAUAUGUCAUUGAGGGAAGAAUAUUGGCUGGAGUCAGUGUUGAACAUGUCAUCCCUCGUUCGUUGCCUUCAUCUGAACUGCUCUGUGACCAUCUUGUUUACACAAAGAAGUAAACAUGGUUCAAACAGGUUGUAUGCGACAGUGACCUGACAUUUAAAUGAACACAAAAAAGUGAAACUGUUAGUAAGUUAAAACUGUCACAUUAAGUUACUCUAAAAUAACAAAUCUUGUAUUCAGUAAGAAUGAUUUAAAAUAGUUUAGCUGCUCUUAGAGGUUCUUUAGAAAAAUCUUAGUGAAACCUGAAUGAAUUAAAAUAAAAG
Molecule: messenger RNA, 3499 nt
Organism: Megalobrama amblycephala (Wuchang bream)
Lineage: Eukaryota; Metazoa; Chordata; Actinopteri; Cypriniformes; Xenocyprididae
Gene: cracr2ab
Product: calcium release activated channel regulator 2Ab
Exons: 17
Coding region: 321-2588 (755 amino acids)
Molecular function (GO): GTPase activity; calcium ion binding; GTP binding
Source: RefSeq, a predicted model, not a curated record